This is a messenger RNA of Musa acuminata subsp. malaccensis (wild Malaysian banana), 1511 nucleotides long. Its product is annotated as large ribosomal subunit protein uL3. Gene Ontology annotation, molecular function: structural constituent of ribosome; RNA binding. Gene Ontology annotation, cellular component: ribosome; cytosolic large ribosomal subunit. The record is from RefSeq and is a predicted model, not a curated record. NCBI's taxonomy places the organism in Eukaryota, Viridiplantae, Streptophyta, Magnoliopsida, Zingiberales, Musaceae. Gene Ontology annotation, biological process: translation.
AUUCUAUAAGAGGCUUCCGCAUUCACCACACAUAUAUAAGCGGUCAUUAGGGUUUUGGAACCGACCCCUCUGAGUUCCGCAGCCGCUUCAAGUCUAAGGGGAGGGUAAGUCUGGAAGAUGUCUCACCGGAAGUUUGAGCACCCAAGGCAUGGCUCGCUUGGGUUUCUUCCUCGGAAGCGAGCGUCUCGCCACCGUGGAAAAGUGAAGUCCUUCCCGAGGGAUGACCCCACAAAAUCCUGCAAGCUCACGGCAUUCCUUGGGUACAAGGCUGGGAUGACUCACAUUGUACGUGAGGUCGAAAAGCCAGGAUCAAAGCUUCACAAGAAGGAGACAUGUGAGGCAGUGACUAUCAUAGAAACUCCACCAAUGGUUGUUGUUGGAGUUGUUGCGUAUGUGAAGACACCGCGCGGUCUCCGUUCUCUUAAUACUGUGUGGGCUCAGCAUUUGAGUGAGGAGGUGAGGAGGAGAUUCUACAAGAACUGGUGCAAAAGUAAGAAGAAAGCUUUUACAACGUAUUCCAAGAAAUUUGAUAGCGAGGAGGGAAAGAAAGAGGUUCAGGUGCAGCUGGAGAAGAUGAAGAAAUAUGGUUCUGUUAUCCGUGUUCUGGCUCACACACAGAUACGGAAGAUGAAGGGUCUGAAACAGAAAAAAGCUCACUUGAUGGAGAUCCAGGUCAAUGGAGGGACCGUAGCACAGAAGGUGGACUUUGCUUACAGUUUCUUCGAAAAGCAAGUUCCGAUCGAUGCUGUCUUCCAGAAAGAUGAGAUGAUUGAUGUUAUUGGUGUGACUAAAGGUAAGGGUUAUGAAGGUGUUGUGACCCGUUGGGGUGUCACCCGCCUUCCACGGAAGACGCACAGAGGACUGCGCAAAGUUGCCUGUAUUGGUGCUUGGCAUCCUGCCAGAGUGUCGUAUACUGUUGCUCGUGCUGGACAGAAUGGUUACCAUCAUCGUACUGAAAUGAACAAAAAGAUAUACAAAAUCGGUAAAAGUGGAGAUGAAUCACACACUGCUAUUACGGAGUUUGAUAGAACCGAGAAAGAUAUUACACCGAUGGGUGGUUUCCCUCACUAUGGUAUCGUGAACCAUGACUAUCUUCUGAUCAAGGGUUGCUGUGUCGGGCCGAAGAAGAGGGUCGUUACACUUCGCCAGUCCCUACUGAAGCAGACAUCUCGUGUGGCCCUCGAGGAGAUCAAGCUUAAGUUCAUUGAUACUUCUUCCAAGUUUGGGCACGGCCGCUUCCAGACGACUCAGGAGAAGCAGAAGUUCUAUGGUAGGCUGAAGGCCUAAAUUUUCACUCACCCACUUCGUCUCUGGCAGAAGAUGAGUUUGAAACAUCCUUUCAAUUUAUCCUUAAUGAUAUUUAUGCAUUGGUUGAGUUUCCUAUCUAGAUUCUAACUUUUGAUGUCUGUUGUCAUUAUGAAACUGUGUUUUUUUUUGUCCCCAAAACACACUCGAUUUUGGAUAAUAUGAGCAUUCUCAUCAGCAUGUGAUUAUGUGAUUCUUCAACAUAA